This is a messenger RNA of Heterotrigona itama, 6518 nucleotides long. The record is from the annotation of a GenBank genome assembly. NCBI's taxonomy places the organism in Eukaryota, Metazoa, Arthropoda, Insecta, Hymenoptera, Apidae.
GCGUGUUGAAAACGGGUGCGCGUUAAUUGGCGGCACGGCCGCAAGAUGGCGUAAUCCAUGCGACGCUGCUUUUGACGUUCGUGUAUGAGUUUUUUUUUUGGUUCCUUCUACUUUGAAAACGGCAGGAAGCAAAAAUUGUUAGCACGGUGUUUAGUAUUCGCUGAUCUGACUGAGGAUGUGGUGGAAAGAGUUACGUAUGGUAGCGACGAUUCAACCGACUAGGAUCCCGAUUUCGAGUACAUAGUACGCGAGGCGCACGAGGUCCCGCGAUUGGCCAGUUUAUGAGACGACGAUGGCUCCGUGAGGAGAGAACAUGGCUGCGACGCAAGCCGAGAGCCAACAAAACGAUGUGAAGCUGAACGAGUCCGUGAAAUGUGCACAGAAACGUCCGCAAGUCGGUGGGAAUAGUGCGAGUGUUAAUACGAAACAGCAGCUGGAUCCAGAGCCGGGUGAUAAAGUGUCCCGGGGCGCGGCCCAGCUGCUUAAAUAUGUGAAUCGCGGCGGGGACACGGGUUUCGAGAUGAGUCAAUACCGCGAGGACAUUGGUGGACACACUGCCGGUGAAGUCAAAUCGCCAAGGGAGGCUGGACAAGCGCCCCAGGAGACGAUCGGCAAGCAAGAGGCCCUUGAUACGCCCGGGCAUCCGAACCAUCCCGGACAUCCGUUCACGUCGAACGUAAUACGCGAUUACCCGGAGGAGUACACCAACAAGUCGAACGAAUUUCCCUCCAAAUCACUGGCCGAUUAUCCGGGCAAGCAAGUGCCCGAAUACAUGGGAAAGCAUGGUGACUUCCCGGGGAAACAGUUGGAUUAUCAUGGUAAACACUUAAUACAUGAAAGUGAAAGAGUUCAUCGGGUCGAGAUGGAAGAGCAUUAUGCACCUUCCAAGAUUGAGUCGCGAUUGGCGUACGUAGGGGCAACGCCGACCAGUUUCCCUGGUCAAACGAGGUUUCUGUCAGGGCAGAGUAUAUCGCAGGCGACUGGUCCAACACCCACGUUGAAUCAGUUGCUCCAAGCAUCCACGCCUGUCCACCGUUUUCAUGGGAAUUAUCCUGGAAUGGGGCCAGAGCCUUAUCAACAACCGUGGCCCAUUCAGCGACCACCGGUUGUCCCGCCGGUUUAUCCACAACCUGGUCAACGUCCCCCACAGACGGGAUCACCAAGAUUACACGCAGGACCUGGAGGACCAAGUUCUCCAACUCCUAUGCCAUAUCAACAAUAUACGCCACGUUAUUCUUCUCCUGCAAGACCUCAUGCACCAUACAGCCACCAUCAGCUAAAUUCAUAUACUACACAAACCAGCCAUCCUUCCAGUCUGUACACUGAACAGAGAGGUUGGAAUCAAGGUGGACCACCGAAUCCGCCACCACCUUCAGCUAAUCAGACUAAUCCUUCCAGUCAGUCGCCACAGCGCGCUCUUUCUCAAUCCCCAGCACCACCACCUUCUGCAUCUCCACAACCACAAUCAACUAGCCAGUCUCAAGAAUUAUCUGGACAAAACAGUAAUGAUAGUUCGAAUGGACCUGCUUGUCCAGGAACACCAAAUUCACAGGGGAUGAGACCAACCCCUUCUCCUACAGGAUCUACAGGUUCUCGCUCGAUGUCCCCUGCUGUUGGACCAUACCAGCAGCCACUGGGUCCUUCACCACACAUGCAUAGCUAUAAAAUGAAUAGCACUGGUCCUGGUGUUGUUCAACCAGGACCUGGUUCUACGAGUCUUGGUGGAAUAAACCCAAUGGGUGGUGGUAUGGGAUAUGCAGCUACUGGAACGGCUGCAGGUCAGCCUGGGGGUUAUCAUACGCAAGGUACCUAUCCACCUCCACGUCCACAUGUACAAUUUCCGCAAGGAUAUCCAUCACCAGCCAAUUCACAACCACCACCCAACAAUCAGUAUCAAGCUUCUAAUAGACCCAACAAUUUGGUGCAAUAUCCUCCGUAUACACAUAAAAUGGGAUUUAAUAGUGUACCACCAGGAAUGCCACCUAGUCCAGGGCCACCUCAAGUUUACGGAGGUACUAGUACAUCAGGUAUGGUACCACCAGGUACUCCAGGAGUGGCGGUGAUCGGUAAUAUGGGUCCACCAGCAAGUUCAAUGGGACCUCCACCACCAUCGCCUAAUCAUGUUAGUAAUCAGCCACCACCGACCAGUUCGGCUGUACCACAUUUGCAUACUCCUGCGGCUACACCACCUCUCAAUCACGAAGGAAGUCCAAUGCCUCCACCGAGUACCACACCUAAUUCACACUCUGCUUCAACACCGACACCAACCAGCCAUAGUUCUGCAGAUCUUGCUACUGAAACUUCUAAUGAUAGUGGCAUAACCACUACUGCUUCAGGUACGUCAGUUAUAAAUGUCACCUCUACUUCAAGUGGUACUGUCACAUCCGUAAUAACGACUGGUCCUGAUGGUACGUCCUUGGACGAAGGUUCUCAACAAUCAACGUUAUCAAACGCAUCAGCUGCUUCUGUAGAAGAUCCGACAUUUCCACCGAAGGUACGGAAAGAUAUGAUGGGAGGAUAUCAUAGUCAUCCAGCUACGCCACAGAGUACUGUUCCGUCACCUGGUGCUGCGAGUAUUAAUUCGAUACACGAGGAAUAUCCUGAUAUGAACAGCCCCGGUUGGCCACGUACUCCUGCUAGUCCUAAACCAGACAGUUUAGCAAAGCUAUAUGAAAUGGACGAUACAAUGGAGCGAAGAACGUGGUUGGAUAAAUUAGUUAACUUCAUGGAAGAACGAAGAACUCCUAUUACUAGCUGUCCUACCAUCUCCAAGAACCCCCUCGACCUAUUUCGGCUAUACCUCUACGUGAAAGAGAGGGGGGGCUUCAUGGAGGUGACCAAAAACAAAACGUGGAAAGACAUAGCUGGAUUAUUGGGCAUUGGUGCAAGUAGCAGUGCGGCAUACACACUACGGAAACAUUACACCAAGCAUUUGUUAGCGUACGAAUGUCACUUCGACCGUGGAGGUGUCGAUCCUCAGCCUAUCAUAAAUCAAGUUGAAGCUGGUUCGAAAAAGAAACCAUCAAAGGGAACUGCCUCCGUACCCUCACCAGGGUCUUCCAAUUCACAAGAUUCCUUCCCUGCUGCUGGAUCAAACAAUGCUUCCAUGGAUGGUUAUGGAAGUUAUCAGAGUGGUUAUACCAGCAGUACACCAGGAGGACCUGCGUCAGAGUAUACACCUCCUCCGCCGAGACCACCUAGUCAGAGUAGUGCACCUUCUCCGCAUCAAGGUGGUUUGAACCAGGGCGGGCAGAAUAGCACGAAUCCGUUCGACGACGGCGUGGGACGCCUUUUUUGCAAGUCGAACGCAACGUCCCACCCUGGUCCGUUACGAGCCUCAGGCAUCCAACAAGGCAGUUACCAGAAUACAGGUUCCUACCAGAAUUAUCCCCAGGAUCAGUACAGCCGGCCCCAACCGAACACGCUGGCUCAGCAGGGUGAAUUUAACCAGCCUUAUUCACCGCGGUCACAUUACUCACCUUAUGUACCAGACGUUGACAGAGGAUACCCUGGAGGAAAUAUGCCGCCGAACAACGCUAGUGGACAAGAUAUAUACAAUAGAUAUAGUAGUAGUCAACAGCCGGCAAAUUACUCGGCAAGUACACCACCUAAUGCAAGAAGUAAUAGCUAUCCGUCUACGCCACAAGCACAUCCACCUACUGUACCACAACAAACGGCAACCAGCCAGCCUUCUUCACCUUCGCAGCCUCCUACUCCUUCGUCUUAUUCUUGCCCCCAGGAUUACUAUCGACCAGAGCAGGGCGGAUACGGAGGAACACAGAUAUACUCAGGCGGUGCGAAUGCGAACAAGAAUAUGCCGCCACCACCGCCUGGUCCAAAUCCACCUAGACGUCACCCAGAUUUUGCCAAAGACCAACAAUAUCCUCAAUAUAAUCAACAACGACCAGCGUAUCCAGGAUGGCCAAAUACAACUAAUCAGUACAAUAGUAGUAGUGGAAACAGUAGAGUUCAGUAUCCAUCUCAACAAUCACAAUCUCAGUCGCAACAACAACAGCCACAACCACAACCGCAAACACCACAGUCUGCUUCUUCUACACCCUCGCCAGGACUUCCCAACAGUCAACAGUGGGGUAGUCAGCAACCAAAUAGAACCACACCUCAACCGACUUUGAACACUAUAGCUCAUGCUCCUCCACCGUGGGAUCAUCGUUACACGAAUCAACCGUCCCCUCUUUAUCCUGCACCUGGAAAUCACCAGAAUCAGCUUGGUAUAAAUCCCAUGAUUACCCAGCAACCAACAUCGAAAAGAGAAAUGACAUUCCCUCCUGACAGCGUGGAAGCGGUGACCCCACUUCUCUACAAACGGCGGAAACUUACACGCGCCGACGUAGCACCGAUAGAAGCUUGGCGCAUCAUGAUGGCCCUGAGAUCAGGCUUGUUAGCCGAAAGCUGUUGGGCCCUCGACGUAUUAAAUAUUUUAUUGUUCGAUGAUUCUUCUGUAAGUUAUUUCGGGUUGGCACACUUACCUGGACUGUUGGACGUUCUUCUGGAACAUUUCUCGCGCUCUCUGUCGGACAUGUUCGAGUCACCAGUAAACGAGGACGAUCGAAAUUGGAAUCAGUCGGCAGAUGGGCCGGAGGUGGAUCUCGGCUCGGUGACACGCCCCAUUGAUCCCGAGGAUCGGACGAAGCUACUCUCGUCGGCGAAUUAUACAUUUCUGUCGAGACGGGGUCGUCCGGUGAAGAUCGUCCCAAGGGACGACGAUCUGUUCGUCCUCGACACAAGAAGGUCUUGGGAUCACCAAGACUGCGAGUCGGAAACAGAACCGUGGCAAGUCGACAACAACACCACCAAGUACAUAGUGACCUGUUUUCAAUCAGAGAUAGGAUCAGUACCGUUCGCUCGCCUCCUUCGAGACGAGAAGCCGCCGUUGCUGCAGAAGGAAGUGGAGUGCACAGACAUGAAAGACGAAACCAAAGCAGAGCCUGGUGCGCUCGAGGCGUCCGAGUUCUCUCAGAAGAUGGCCGAGCCCGGGCCGUCGAAGGAGAUGAACGAGAAGAAGCAGCUGGACAAAAAGAAGAAGACAAAAACGUUGAGCGACGUAUUGUCGAGGAUCAAGAAGGAGCCGGUCGAGAUGAACGAUCUGACGAGAGAGCUGUUCGAGAAGAAGAACGACGGGUACAAGAAAGAGUGUGACACCGAAACGACGACGACGACGACAAAAGUGAAUAAUAACAUGGGCGAGCAUUUCGCGGACGUACAAAAACAACAACCGGAGGAUGAGCUCGCGCCGACGCAAAACGGUUUGAACGAGACGGCCGUGAACGCCGAGACGACGGCGACGACGACGGCGACGACGGCAACGACGGAAAAGACGGAGAUGAAAGUGGAGAACGAGGAACAAGAAUCGACGGUGAAGGACGACGCUAAGGAGGGACCAAGAUUAAAUAUAAGAGAUCCGGCAGGCACGUUGAAGAGAAGACGAAUAAGCGACUACGAGGACGAAAGUUACUCGAGGGACGAGGCGAGUCUGUACCUCGUCACGGAGACCCAGGACAACCUGGCCCGACGUUGCGUCUGCCUGUCCACAAUUCUGAGGAAUCUCACGUUCAUCCCGGGCAACGAGGCGGAGUUCGCCAAGAACGUGACGUUCUUGAGCCUUCUCGGCAAGCUGUUGCUGCUGCAUCACGAGCACCCGGUGAGGACGCAGAAGACGCGCAACUACGACCGCGAGGAGGACGCGGAUUUCGCGGACUCUUGCAGCAGCCUGCAAGGCGAGAGCGAAUGGUGGUGGGAUUUCCUGCAUCACAUCAGAGAAAACGUGCUCGUCAUGGCGGCGAACAUCGCCGGCCACAUGGAUCUGAGCCAACACCCGGAGGAGAUAUCGCGACCGGUGUUGGACGGUCUCCUCCACUGGGCGGUGUGUCCAGCUGCCCACGGACAGGACCCGUUCCCCACGGUUGGCCCGAAUUCUUCUUUAUCGCCCCAGCGACUGGCACUGGAGGCGCUGUGCAAGCUCUGCGUGACGGAAUGCAACGUGGACCUGGUGGUCGCCACGCCGCCGUACUCCAGACUCCAGAGACUCUGCUCGGUAUUGACCAGGCUACUCUGCCGUAGUGAGGAGCAAGUGUUGCGCGAGUUCGGCGUGAACCUUCUCCACUUUCUGUCCGCAGCGGACAGCGGUGUAGCGCGUACGAUCGCUUUGCAAACGCCUUGUGUCGCGCUGUUGGUAGCGUUCAUCGAGCAGGCCGAGUCGAGCGCGCUCGGCGUCGCGAAUCAACACGGAUUGGCCGCGUUGCGCGACAAUCCCGAGUCGAUGGGCACCAGCCUGGACAUGCUGCGACGCGCCGCUGGCACCCUCUUGAACCUCGCCAGGCAUCCCGAUAAUAGAACUCUGCUCUUGCAACACGAAUCACGGUUACUCGCCUUGGUGAUGAGUCAAAUUCUAGAUCAGCAGGUGGCCGCGAUCGUUGCUCGCGUGUUGUUCCAGUGUUCCAGGGGCACGUAAUUUUGUUUCAUUUCAAAUGGACGGUAUAUUUCUUUUUUUUUUUUUUCUU